AUGGGAUCGUCCGCAUCCAAGCCCGUCGCCGACCGCUCGGUCGCGCGCACCUCCUCCAGCUCCUCCGAGACCAUCAACGAGAAAGCGCGCUACACCGUCAGCGUCAAUUCCUCCUCCACGCACGCUCCCGCCUCGAGCACCAUCAACCACCAUGCUGCGGACCGUCUUGCGCGCAUUCAAGCCGAGACCUUGUCGCGCUACACCGCCUCUUCGCCCUCGACCACCAUCGAGCGUUCGGCGGGCAUCUCGCUCUCCUCGCUGCCCGAUUGGCAGGCCUCAGCUCUGUCCACGACCGCCUCGCGUCUCGCGCAGAUGACGCUGCACAACGCCGCCAUCGCACCCAGCCUUCACAAGCGCACCACCGAAAUCUCGUGCGCCCACAUCUUCAGCCACGCCAUCCCGUACGAAGUCAAACCCGUGGUCAACCAGAAAUCCUCCGGUCGUUGCUGGCUCUUUGCUACCUGCAACGUCAUCCGUCACGGCGCCGCAAAGGUUUUGGAACUCGACGAAUUCGAACUCUCCCAAAGCUACCUGAGCUUCUGGGACAAGCUCGAGAAAUCCAACUACUUUUUGGAAAACAUGAUCGAGUUGGCGGAUGAGAAGCUCGACCAGCGCGUGGUGGGAUUCCUCAAGACCGCACCGACCAACGACGGUGGUCAGUGGGAUAUGGUAGCGAAUCUGUUGGAGAAGUACGGCGUGGUGCCCAAGAGCGUUUUCCCCGAGAGCUACAAUUCGAGCUACUCGAACCAGAUCAAUUGGUUGGUGACGGUCAAGUUGCGGGAAUACACGCUGGAGCUGCGUCAAAUCAAGCAGGAUGUGGAACGAAAGAUGACCUCCUUCAGCCCUGCGGAGACGGCUGUGGCGGUACGACAGGCGCAGAGGGCGAGGAAGGAUGAGCAGAUGGCCGAAGUGUACCGUCUGCUGGUCAUUUCGCUUGGAACGCCGCCGCAGCCCAACGACGAAUUCACCUAUCAGUACCGCAACAAACACGGGAAGUUCGUGACGAUCAAAUCGACCCCCAAACGCUUCCUCGCCGAACACACGGGUAGUUUCGAUCACAAGACGCGCUGCUCGCUCAUCCACGACCCACGUCAUCCCGCCGGUAGGCUCAUCACCGUCGAACGCCUCGGAAACGUCUGGGAGGGUACACCGAUCAGCUACGUCAACACCACCGUCGAUGUCAUGCGCCAGGCGGUCGUGGGUUCGAUCAAAGCCGGCCACCCCGUCUUCUUCGGUUGCGACGUAGGUCAAUUCUCUGACAAGACCUCCGGCAUUAUGGACCCCGCCCUGUUCGGUUACGAAGAAGCAUUCAAUAUCACCCUCGGCCUCAGCAAGACCGAGAGGAUCGAAUUGGGAGAAAGCUCCAUGACCCACGCUAUGGUUAUUACUGCCGUACACAUCGACGAAGCCACCGGCAAGGUGGAGAGGUACAGAGUGGAGAACUCGUGGGGCGAGGCGGGCGUGGGCAACGAUAAAGGUUUCAUGGUCAUGAGCGAUAAGUGGUUCGAGGAGUUUAAUUACCAGGUGGUGGUGAGUAGGGAGUUUGUACCCAAGGCGUUGUGGGGAGUGUUCAAGCGCGGGGUGGAUGAGCAGACGAUCCGAUUGCCGCCGUACGACCCGCUUGGUGCGCUGGCGUAG
This is a messenger RNA of Kalmanozyma brasiliensis GHG001, 1638 nucleotides long. Its product is annotated as Peptidase C1B, bleomycin hydrolase. Gene Ontology annotation, molecular function: cysteine-type aminopeptidase activity. The transcript has a single exon. Bases 1 to 1638 code for a protein of 545 amino acids. Gene Ontology annotation, biological process: response to toxic substance; proteolysis; L-homocysteine catabolic process. Lineage: Eukaryota; Fungi; Basidiomycota; Ustilaginomycetes; Ustilaginales. The record is from RefSeq and is a predicted model, not a curated record. Gene Ontology annotation, cellular component: cytoplasm.